CAGUCACCAAGGGGUAUCUUCAGGUAUUUUUUAACAGAGUCGGACAAAAGCUUCAUAAAAAGACGUGCCAUGCUGUGUCUUAAUAUUGGUUUUUACGUGUGAUCAGUAACCCCUUCGAUAUGAGGACGACUUCGCAAUCAAUAAAGGCCAUGGGAAGCUAACUACAAAAUCUGACAAAAAGUACAGAAGGAAUCUAACAACAAAACCAGAAAACACUGGGUGAGGAUCAAGAAAACGAGUUCCGGAUCCCAUCAUGUCCAGCAGAACUCUUUCCCAGGGCCGGCCGCCCAUCUUCUUCAUGUUACCGGCGGGGCAACAGCAUGGCAAGUUGGGCGGGGCUAUCGCCGUCAUGGGAGACGCCGUGAAGAUUCUUGGCUUGACACAAUUCCUUACAGCAAUUCCCUGCAUUGCUCUGGGUGUGGCAGCACUGCUGUUCGAAUGCCAGUAUGGAUACAUCGCCACUGGCAUAUGGGUUGGAGCAAUUGUUUUAGUGUCUGGUUUGUUGGGAGUUUCUGCUGGAUCAAGUAAGGAACAAUGCCCACUGUCCUCCUAUCACAUGAUGUCGCUCCUCAAUAUCUUAUCCGGCACAGCGCUCUUAACAAUCCAUGUUCUCUCUCUGCUUCGGGAGUUGGCGAAUUGUGCAGACACGACAAAAACAUGUUCAGCUCUUUGCGUGACCUUUAACAAUUUGCUUGGGUGCAUCGGUUUGGUGCUGUUCUUCCUUGCUCUUGCAGCAGCCGUUGUCAGCAUGACUCUCAACAACAAAGUAGGAAAAUGUAAAGAGCAGGUUGUUCCGUUGAUGCCCUACCCAGUACGGCACGGUAAUCGGUCUGUCACGAAGUCAAUAAAAGGAACAGAAGCAGAACAAAAUGGGGAAGUCACACGCGGCGAUAUUCAUCUGCAAAAUCUUAACUUCAGUGACGAAAACUUCCAGUUUGCUUGAAACAAAAGAUGAGAGGUCGAUUUUGCAUUAUUAGGUUAAUUCCGACGAUGUGUUUAUGUAUUUCAUAAGUCGUUAUGCUUACUGCAGAUCAAGCGAGUGCUAGACACUCCAACCUGUUUCGAAACAAAUCCUUUUUUUACCUUUGAUGGGGAAAAGGUAGAUGACUUAACUGAUACAUGUACAUUAGAAAUAAUUAGUUAGCCCCUAAAUCGUUGCACCUAAACCGUAUUUCUUACCCAAUUUGGACCUUGUCGAAGCACAGGCAAAACUGAACACAACUUUCGGAGCAUUACUAAACAUUUGAACCUGUACUCACGAUUUUCAUCAGCAUGUAUUUGUGGAAAUUAUUAUUUUGUUCAAAUUGGUUACUCAGGAUCCUUCCCACAGCAUUAAGUGGAAUCCACAUGUAUGAACGAACAAUAAACACCAACCUCGUACUUUCAAUUGUCCACGUUUGUAAAUUUUAUUUUUCUAAAAAUGACAAAGCUGAUAUAGGAAAAUGUACCUUCCAAAGUAAAAGUAUAAAGUUGCUAGGUGAAAAUACAAGUGACUAAGUAAUAUAAAUGUAUAUAUUUUGAGAAAAAGAUGUGAUUAUUAAUUUCAACAGCAAUAAGGGAAUCCGUGAUUUAGCAAGGGUAAUUUCGUUUUGUGCUUCAGGGGCCAAUUUCAAAGAGCUGCUUAAGCACAAAAUUUGCUUAAGCGUGAAAAAAACUUGCUUGAUAAAUCAAGU
This is a messenger RNA of Acanthaster planci (crown-of-thorns starfish), 1673 nucleotides long. RefSeq lists its product as uncharacterized. The record is from RefSeq and is a predicted model, not a curated record. Lineage: Eukaryota; Metazoa; Echinodermata; Asteroidea; Valvatida; Acanthasteridae.